ACAAACGUGAACAUGCUAUGCCGAGGCCAAGUGGGAAUACAAUAAACAAAUUCUCUCUCUCUCUCUCUCUCUCUCUCAUUAUUCCUUCUCCUGCUUUGCUGUAAUUAUCAAAUCCGACACUCUUUUUUCUUUCGGUCCUGUUUUCCUCCUGCCUUCCGUUCUCCUUAGUCCUUGCUGAUUAUCAGAGAUUCCGAAUACUAGUAAUUUGCUAGCGGUUUUCCAGGGAGAGGGCGUGGGUUUUCUUCUCUGUUUGUGUUUCGCAAAUGCGUGAGUCUACGCGUGGCUUUGCUUAGGGAGAGUGAGAGAGAGAGAGAGAGAGAGAGAGAGAGAGUGGAAGAAGAUGAGGGUGAGGAAUUUAGUGGUGCUGAUGCUCUUUGUGACGGUUAUUUCUCCGAUUGUGUUUUACACCGACCGCCUCGCUACUUUUAAAUCGUCUACUUCUACGGAUGAAUUUGUUGAAGAUGUUACCGCCGUUGCUCUCAAUGGUCAGAACCAGCGUCUAAAUGUGCUACCCCAGGAAUCGUCAACUAUCAUUAAAGAGCCGAUUGGAAUCGUAUAUUCAGAUAACACAACCAAAUCUCUUCCAAAUUCUGCUACUUCAGCCCAGCAGGACUCCACCCACAUUGCACUUGCAACUCAAGUGGAAUCGAGGGACCAUAAAUCUACUAGAGUAUUAUCUACUACUUCAGAUGAGGAAAAUCGAGAUCAAGAUCGAUCUCAAAGAGAGAACCACAUCAUGGAAGUCAUUGAUACAAUCGCUGAAGAUAUGGAAAUUAGAGAAGAAGCAAUUGAUGCCGGUGACAAGGCUCAGCAAUUAUCAGAUAAUUCGGAUUCCUCUCAAAAUAUGGAAAUAAAGCACGAGCAACAAUCCGCUCAAACCUCAAGAAAGACGGAUAAGAAAGAACCUAUAAAAAUCGGCAGCGGCAAACAGAAAGAUCAAACAGCCAUGCCAGAUGCUCGGGUGCGGCAACUUAAAGAUCUGCUCAUCAGGGCCAGGGUUUAUCUUUCCCUCCAGGCCACAAGAAAUAAUCCUCACUUUUCAAGGGAGCUUCGAGGGCGGAUAAAGGAAGUUCAGCGAGCACUUGGGGAUGCAAGCAAGGAUUCAGAACUUGGAAGGAAUGCCUAUGAAAGGUUGAAAGCAAUGGAGCAAACAUUGGCAAAAGGAAAGCAGAUUCAUGAUGAUUGUGCUGCUACGGCAAAGAAGCUGAGGGCUAUGCUCCACUCAACUGAGGAGCAGCUCCGGGUGCACAAAAAGCAGACCAUGUUCCUGACACAAUUAACUGCAAAAACGCUUCCAAAGGGUCUACAUUGUCUUCCAUUGCGUCUUACGACAGAGUAUUACACCUUGAAUUCUUCUCAACAGCAGUUUCCAAAUCAAGAGAAAUUAGAAGAUCCCCGGUUGUACCACUACGCAUUAUUCUCUGAUAACGUAUUGGCAACAGCAGUUGUUGUAAACUCAACUGUUAUCCAUUCUAAGGACCCUUCGAAGCAUGUUUUCCACAUUGUUACUGACAGACUCAAUUAUGUGGCAAUGAGGAUGUGGUUCCUGGUAAAUCCACCUGGUAAAGCCACUGUACAGGUCCAGAACAUUGAAGAGUUUACCUGGUUAAAUUCAAGUUAUAGUCCAGUUCUUAAGCAGCUGGGUUCUCAAUCCAUGAUAGAUUAUUACUUCAGAACUCAUCGGGCCAAUUCCGAUUCGAAUCUGAAGUAUCGGAACCCAAAAUACUUAUCCAUCCUCAAUCAUCUUCGGUUUUACCUGCCAGAGAUCUUCCCAAAGCUCAACAAAGUACUAUUUUUGGAUGAUGAUAUAGUUGUGCAGAAGGAUCUCACUGCCCUCUGGUCCCUUGAUUUGAAGGGGAAUGUUAAUGGUGCUGUAGAGACGUGUGGAGAGAGCUUCCAUCGUUUUGAUCGGUAUCUGAACUUUUCAAAUCCCCUUAUAUCAAAGAAUUUUGACCCCCAUGCUUGUGGAUGGGCAUAUGGAAUGAAUGUAUUUGAUUUGGCUGAAUGGAAGAGGCAAAACAUCACAGGAGUGUACCACUCAUGGCAGAAGCUGAAUCAUGACAGACAGUUGUGGAAGUUGGGAACACUGCCACCUGGUCUCAUAACAUUUUGGAAGCGCACUUACCCACUUGAUCGAUCAUGGCAUGUGCUAGGCCUUGGUUAUAAUCCUAGUGUCGGCCAGAAGGAAAUUGAAAGAGCAUCUGUCAUACACUAUAAUGGCAACAUGAAACCAUGGCUUGAGAUAAGCAUUCCCAAGUAUCGAAGCUACUGGACAAGAUUUAUUGAUUAUGAUCAUAUAUAUUUGCGGGAGUGCAAUAUUAAUCCAUAAAAUUGGCACUCAUGGUAUAUUUAAGCAUUGACAUGAUAUGCAUAAUCAAGCAGCUGCUCUCAACAAUAUCUAUGUGGCCAUGCAUUUCUCAGGUCUGCAUCCCCUCUCUGUAGGCUCUUUGCUUUUUGGGGAAAAAAAAUGAGUUCAAUUCUUUCUGUAUACGUUUUAAUUUACUUCAUUUUAUUUUUUAAUAUUGAGCUAGAAGAGGGUGGGUGGCCUAAUGGAUAAUGUAUUUAGCUUUGGUACUUCAGCUGGCGUAUUUGUAAAUGAUUUGAAGCUAGAUUUGUGCUGUCAUUAGAGUGCAUGUCAUCUUCUCGUUGUAUAUGAGAUUCUAUUAGGUUUGCAGCACUGUUUGCUCUCUCUUCACAUAGGUUAAUGAUGAAUUAUGGGGUUUUUUUUUUUUUUGGUGGUCUUUGACUUAUUUUGAUAAUUUCCCAAUGUAGCUCAGUACUGAAAUGUAAACAAGUUAUCAUGUUGCUUAUUCAUAACCAGUGUGAGGAUCUACA
Messenger RNA from Juglans regia (Persian walnut), 2835 nucleotides. Its product is annotated as probable galacturonosyltransferase 4. The transcript has 9 exons. Gene Ontology annotation, molecular function: polygalacturonate 4-alpha-galacturonosyltransferase activity. The coding region runs from base 341 to 2329 and encodes 662 amino acids. Lineage: Eukaryota; Viridiplantae; Streptophyta; Magnoliopsida; Fagales; Juglandaceae. The record is from RefSeq and is a predicted model, not a curated record.